GCAAAUGAAAUCACAAGCGGCAAAAUCACUUUUCGAAAUUUUGCUUUUCCCUCUCCUAAAAUCUCGUCUUUAGUCUCUCAAUCUCAUAAAAUAAAUAGCUUCCUUGCUCUCUUCUUGUCCCAGUGACUGAGUUCCUCUGAUCAUCCCUCAAUACCCCACUUAGUAAAGUUCCCAUCUCUUCGCGGAUUGCUAUGGCUUUGGACGCAUCGAAGAAGCCCAAAAAGAAACCAAGCGGCGGCGCGAAACCAUCGAAACGCAAAACGAACCCAGGCGUUCGAGUGGUCGGAGGGAGGAUCUACGAUUCUAGCAACGGCAAAUGUUGUCACCAGUGUCGGCAGAAGACGAUGGACUUCGUUGCGUCGUGCAAGGCAGUGAAAAAUAACAAACAAUGCAAACUAAACUUUUGCCACACCUGCUUAUUGAACAGGUAUGGUGAGAGGGCAGAAGAGGUAGCUACCUUAAAUGAUUGGAAUUGUCCUAAAUGCAGAGGCCUCUGCAAUUGCAGUUUCUGCAGCGGCGAUGAAUCUUGA
Raphanus sativus (radish) is the source of this 530-nucleotide messenger RNA. RefSeq lists its product as uncharacterized. The transcript has 4 exons. Gene Ontology annotation, cellular component: nucleus. Gene Ontology annotation, biological process: regulation of DNA-templated transcription. The record is from RefSeq and is a predicted model, not a curated record. Lineage: Eukaryota; Viridiplantae; Streptophyta; Magnoliopsida; Brassicales; Brassicaceae. The coding region runs from base 192 to 530 and encodes 112 amino acids.